Molecule: messenger RNA, 2022 nt
Organism: Hypanus sabinus (Atlantic stingray)
Lineage: Eukaryota; Metazoa; Chordata; Chondrichthyes; Myliobatiformes; Dasyatidae
Product: zinc finger protein 229-like
Exons: 3
Coding region: 640-2013 (457 amino acids)
Biological process (GO): regulation of transcription by RNA polymerase II
Molecular function (GO): RNA polymerase II cis-regulatory region sequence-specific DNA binding; DNA-binding transcription factor activity, RNA polymerase II-specific
Source: RefSeq, a predicted model, not a curated record
GUCGGGAAUGAUCCCGGUGUUGUGUAACUCGGGGGCCAGUUGCAUUGGGAAAGGGCCGGGCCCGAGCUCUGCCGGACGGCUGAGGAGCAGGGCUGAAGAGUUAGACCUGCAGUGAGAGAUUUAUUGGAAGAAAAACCACGACUGAAGACGAGGGAACAGCAACAAGUGAACCAGCCCGAGGACUGAGAGCACCGACUGGAGAGAACCCAUCUGACUCGGAGAUUCCAGUGAUUCAGUCAGGAGAAAGUUUGGUUAAAAUCGACAAGGAAUUUGUCUAUGUGAAUUCAAACGCAACACACCAGUUGUGCUGUCGCUGUCUAGAUAUUUAAGGAGCAAGGGAUUCAAUCAGCCAUCCUUCCUGUUCAGACUGUGCGGAGGGAUUCGCUCGGUCAUCUGACCAACUGACACGUCUGUCAUUUUACACAGGGGAGAACCGUUCUCCUGCUCAGACAGUGGGAAUGGAUUCACUCGGUCAUCUCAACUGAAGGUUCACACUGGGCAAGGCCAUUCAUCUAUUCUGUGUGUGGGAAGGGAUUCAGUUGGUCUUCCCACCUGUGGACACACCAGUCAGUUCACACUGGGCAGAGGCUGGUCAUCUGCUGAAUUUGUGCGGAAGGAUUCACUCGGUCAUCUGAUCUAAUGGCUCACCAGCGCGUUCACACUGAGGAACGGCCGUUCACCUGCUCGGACUGUGGGAAGGGAUUCACGUUGUCAGCUCACCUACUGAGACACCAGUCAGUUCACACUGGGGAGAGGCCGUUCACCUGCUCAGACUGUGGGAAGAGAUUCACUCGAUCAUCUGACCUGCUGGCGCACCGACGUGUUCACACUGGAGAGAGGCCAUUCACCUGCUCAGACUGUGGGAAGGGAUGCAGUCAGUUAUCUGCACUGAAGGUACAUCAGCGAGUUCACACUGGAGAGAGGCCGUUCACCUGCUCAGACUGUGGGAUGGGAUUUACUCAGUCAUCUCACCUACUGAGACACCAGCGAGUUCACACUGGGAAGAGGCCAUUCACCUGCUCAGAUUGUGGGAAGAGAUUUACUCAGUUAUACAACCUACAGAGUCACCAGCGAGUUCACACUGGAGAGAGGCCAUUCAUCUGCUCAGAAUGUGGGAUGGGAUUUGCUCAGUCAUCUCACCUCCUGAGACACCAGUCAGUUCACACUGGGGAGUGGCCAUUGAACUGCUCAUAUUGUGGGAAGGGAUUCCCUCGGUUAUCCCAACUACUGGGACACCAGAAAGUUCACACUGGGGACAGGCCUUUCACCUGCUCAGAAUGUGGGAAGGGAUUCAGUAAUUCAUCCCACCUACAGAGACAUCUGCGAGUUCACACUGGGGAGAAGCCAUUCACCUGCUCGAACUGUGGGAAGGGAUUCAUUCAAUUAUCUGAUCUACAAAAUCACCAGCGAGUUCACACUGGGGAGAGGCCAUUCACCUGCUCAAACUGUGGGAAGGGAUUCACUCAGUUAUCCACCCUACACAGUCACCAACGAGUUCACACUGGGGAGAAGCCAUUCACCUGCUCAGUCUGUGGGAACGGAUUCAGUGAUUCAUCCGCCCUACACCGUCACCAACGAAUUCACACUGGGGAGAAGCCAUUCACCUGUUCAGAAUGUGGGAGGGGAUUCACACAGUUAUCCAGCCUACACAGUCACCAACGAGUUCACACUGGGGAGAAGCCAUUCACCUGUUCAGAAUGUGGGAGGGGAUUCACACAGUUAUCCAGCCUACACAGUCACCAACGAGUUCACACUGGAGAGAAGCCAUUCACCUGCUCAGUCUGUGGGAAGGGAUUCACACAGUUAUCAAGCCUACACAGUCACCAACGAGUUCACACUGGGGAGAGGCCAUUCACCUGUUCAGAAUGUGGGAAGGGAUUCACACAGUCAUCAAGCCUACACAGUCACCAACGAAUUCACACUGGGGAGAAGCCGUUCACCUGCUCAGACUGUGGGAAGGGAUUCACGCUGUCAUCUAAUCUACUGAGACACCAGCGAGUUCACACUGGGUAGAGGCUGAUC